This is a messenger RNA of Penicillium vulpinum, 1749 nucleotides long. Its product is annotated as glycoside hydrolase family 13 protein. Gene Ontology annotation, molecular function: alpha-amylase activity. Bases 1 to 1749 code for a protein of 582 amino acids. The record is from RefSeq and is a predicted model, not a curated record. The transcript is spliced from 3 exons. Lineage: Eukaryota; Fungi; Ascomycota; Eurotiomycetes; Eurotiales; Aspergillaceae. Gene Ontology annotation, biological process: oligosaccharide catabolic process.
AUGGCUACCCCAGGAAACUCUAAGCACCGUGCCUGGUGGAAAGAAAGCUCUGUAUACCAGAUCUGGCCUGCCUCCUUCAAGGAUUCCAAUAAUGAUGGUAUCGGUGACAUUCCCGGUAUCAUCUCCGAACUGGACUACAUCAAAAACCUCGCUGUGGAUAUCGUUUGGUUGUGCCCAUCAUACAAAUCACCGCAGGUCGAUAUGGGCUAUGAUAUCUCCGAUUACUAUAGCAUCGCCGAUGAGUACGGCACAGUUGAAGAUGUUGAGAAAUUAAUUUCUGGAUGUCACGACCGCGGUCUGAAACUCCUGAUGGAUCUAGUCGUCAAUCAUACUAGUGAUCAACACGAAUGGUUCAAGCAGUCGCGCAGCUCCAAGGACAAUGAGUACCGCAACUGGUAUAUCUGGAAGCCGGCCAAAUAUGAUGAACAGGGAAACCGCCAGCCUCCCAACAAUUGGGUUUCUCAUUUCCAGGGGAGUGCCUGGCAAUGGGACGAACACACCCAAGAGUAUUAUCUGCAUCUAUUUGCGGUCGAGCAACCCGACCUCAACUGGGAACACCCACCUGUCCGCAAGGCAGUGCAUGAUAUCAUGCGAUUCUGGCUCAACAAGGGCUGCGACGGCUUCCGCAUGGACGUUAUCAAUUUCAUCAGCAAGGAUCAGAAAUUCCCUGAUGGUCCUAUCAAUGAUCCGAGAACCCCCUGGCAAUCGGGUGAUAAGUGGUAUGCCAAUGGCCCACGCUUGCAUGAGUACCUCCAGGAUCUUGGCAAGAUUCUCAUUGAAUACGAUGCCUUCAGCGUGGGUGAGAUGCCAUUCGUCAACGACGAGAAUGAGGUACUCCGUGCGGUGCAGUUUGGUCGCAAUGAGAUCAACAUGAUCUUCAACUUUGCACAUGUGGACAUUGAUCAUGGCAAAUUUGGAAAAUUCGAACCUGGUAGCUGGAAACUCACUGAUUUGAAGGACUUCUUUGAGCGAUGGCAGACGUUCAUGUAUGAGAAUGAUGGAUGGAACGCACUGUACUGGGAGAACCAUGAUCAACCCCGCUCCAUUGACCGCUACACGAAUGCUAGUGAGGAACAUCGACUGGUAGCUUCCAAGAUGUUGGCCACUGCCCUGGCAUUGCAGGCUGGUACUCCGUUCGUUUACCAAGGACAAGAACUGGGAAGCAGGAAUGUGCCCAAAUCAUGGGGCAUUGAGGAAUACAAAGACAUUGAUUGUCUCAACCACUGGAAGAAAAUACCAAAAGAAGACACCGCGGCCCAGGCAAUUGCGAUGCAAGAAUAUCAGAAGAAGUCACGCGACAACGCCCGAACUCCAGUCCAGUGGUCAGCGGCUGAGAAUGCCGGAUUCACUGGACCUGGCGUUAAGCCCUGGAUGUCUGUGAACACAGAUUACGUGCGGAUCAAUGCCGAAGCGGAAAUCAAGGACCCUAACUCAACAUAUCAUUACUGGGCGACUGUGCUCAAAUUGCGCAAGGAGUACCUUGACAUCUUUGUGUAUGGCAAUUUCACACUUUUGGAUAAGCCAAGCCAGAAGAUCUUUGCGUACACUCGCCAGUAUGGCGACCAGAAGAUCUUGGUUGUGUGUCAUUGGACAGACAAGACUCUGGAGUGGGAUGCCGCGAGCAACGGUAUCACUAGCGUGAAGCAGGUUUUGCUUAAUACUUAUGAAGGCGUUGAGUUGGCUUCCCAGCGAUUCACCGGUGAACAGUGGGCACUUCGGCCAUUUGAGGCUGUUGUAUUGCUCGUCUGA